UUGCGAAACAAUUUUCUUGUAAUAGAAUUCAAUAUUACAACUGUAAUCCAACCUCGCCCAUUUUUAAUGGACACUGUGGUAGCGAAGUUACGUUUUACUUAGCGUCAGAUUUUACGAGGGACACGGAGCUAAUUCGAUUUCAAAAUUAUACUGUCUCUCCUAUACGACCUUCUUAUGUGUCCAUACUCUUCGUAAUAGCUCGUGUGAAUGAUUCAUCGAUUUUACUUUCUGCAAUUAUCCUAAACGGAAUGUAUAACGACCCAGCAAUCAUGCUCCCACGCUCGCGAGGCACGUCGGCGUUUUGUAUGAAAAAUUGUAAGAUUAGUCGUCGAACAGAAGCAACCGUAGAAGCUUUAAAAUGGAUGGCAUGGAGAGGAGACAGUAUGGCUAUUUGCGAAUCAAUAAGUACUUUUUGUUCACCAUUGGCCAGUGGCCUUAUCAGUCUGUGCGGGAUAAGGUUUUCGUCGGUUUAAUUUUUCUACCAAUCGCUUCUACAUUGCUGGUUCUUCAGAGUGGAGGAAUGGUGGCAGCUUUUUUUGCAGGUGACGUCGAUUCGUUUAUGGAGAGUUUUGCCCCCGUCGUAAUCAGCAGUAUGUGCACUGCUAAAUACAUAAAUUUUAUUUUUAACGGGUAUCAGAUGAGAAAUCUUCUGAACAUGAUGCGAGACGAUUGGAAGACGUAUUCGGAAUCGACUAGUGAUUUCAAAAUUCUCUCCCGACAUUAUGCAACAGGAAAGAGGAUUACCUUUAACUAUGCAGUUUUUCUAUACGGAUCAAUGACACCCUUCAUGAUGAUGCCGUCGCUACAGAAUGCAGCCAACGCCUUAGGAUACUAUAAUCUGACUGACGGACGGCCACUGAUGUUUCGAGUCGAGCAUUUUGUGGAUACCGAUAAAUACUACUAUCCCUUGUUGAUACACUCGUAUUUUGGCUCCGUGGCGUUCAUCAUGAUAGCAGUGGCCUGCGAUUCGAUGACAGUACUUUACGUUCAGCACGAGUGCGGGCUUUGUGAGAUUUUAGGAGAAAAAUUGCGAAAAUUCGCGGAGUCUGACAAUACAAACAUAGAGUUGCAUUCUGACGAACGCAAAGACAGAGCGUAUCAAAAUCUCAGAACCUGCAUAAUACUACAUAAACAUAUAAUUGAAUUUGCUAAAACAAUCGAGGAUGCGAACACAGUGUCCUUUUUCUUCCAAUUAGGAUUCAAUUUGAUGGGUGUAAGCUUCACUCAAUUUCAGGCAAUAGCGAAUCUGGACACUCCGAACAAAUCUCUCCGAUUUGCAUCGUUCACGUCGUGCCUGUUAAGUAUCCUUUUGCUCGAUAACUGGCGAGGUCAACGAAUUUUGGACUCCACCGAUCGCAUAUUCGAUUACACGACCAGUGGCAAAUGGUAUCAGUCGUCUACGGAUUGCAGGAAACUCAUAAGUAUUAUGCUGUCCAGAAGUGUACGGCCUAUUAAAAUAACAGCUGGCAAAAUUUACACUUUACAUUUAGAGAGUUUCACGUCGGGUGGAGGAAUGUUUGGUGGGUUGCACGUAGGCGACAUCGACGUGUUCAUGGAGGGUUUUGCUCCUUUCAUCAUAAGCUGGAUGUGUAUCGCCAAAUUUGUCAAUUUCAUUUUCAACGGCAAACAGAUGAGGAAUCUUUUGAACAUAAUGCGAGACGAUUGGAGGAUAUAUUCAGUAGCAAGCAACGAGCUCGACAUUCUCGAACGACAUUAUGCAGUAGGAAAGAGAAUUACCUUCAAUUAUGCAGCCUCUCUAUUUGGAUCAAUGACACCCUUCAUGAUGGUACCAUCGCUGUUGAACGUAGCCGACGCAUUGGGAUUCUACAAUCUAUCCGGCGAACGGCCCCUAAUGUUUCGCGUCGAAUAUUUCGUGGAUGCGGAGACGUAUUACUAUCCCGUGCUGAUACACUCGUACUUUGGCACCGUGGCGUUCAUCACGAUCGUCGUCGCUUGCGAUUCGAUGAUAGUACUUUACGUGCAACACGAGUGCGGACUAUGCGAGAUUCUGGGGGAUCGACUACGAAACAUCGUGGAAGAUAAAGGCAUAAGAGAUAUAGAGUUGUAUCCUGACAAGCGCGAAGACACACCGUACCAGAAUGUCAGAACCUGCUCAAUGCUGCACAAACACAUAAUCGAAUUUGGUAGAUCUAUUGAAGAUGCAAAUACGGUGUCCCUCUUCUUCCAAUUAGGAUUCAAUUUGGUCGGUGUGAGCUUCACUCAAUUCCAGGCGGCAGUGAAUUUGGACACACCAAAUAAAUCUCUCAGGUAUGCUUCGUUUACGAUGUGCUUGUUAAGUAUCCUUUUGCUCGAUAGUUGGCGAGGGCAACAAUUAAUGGACUCCACUGAUCGCAUCUUUGAAUAUACGACAAGCGGCAAAUGGUACCAGUCGUCUAUCAAUUCCAGAAAACUACUGCACGUAAUGUUGGCAAAAAGUGUAACACCUAUUAAAGUAACAGCUGGCAAACUGUACACCUUAAACUUAGAAAACUUCACGUCGGUCCUACGAACAUCAUUUUCUUACUGCAUGGUUCUGUGUUCCUUUCAAUGAUUAUCAAUCAUUAAUUACAACAAUUAAUAUCUGUCGAUGAAGGGCGACAUGCGAUGAACGAAGGAAACGUGACGAUAUAAAUGGCAUGCAUUAUAAAAUCGAAUGAACAUUAAUCUACUUGAAAUAAAAAUAGAGUUAUUCUCAUAAAUUCUAUCGUUUAUAUAUUUUUUUAUCUCUAGCAUAUCAAGAUUCUCACUAGAAAGUGCGAGCCAUCAAGCCAUCUCGGCGUAAUCGAGUAACAUAUAUUUAAAAAAAAAAAAGAAAAAAAAAAGACAACAUGUCGAGUCGAGUAACCUCCUCCUUUUCGAAGUCGGUUAAAAAAUCGAUCGUCUUUUUCAUCUUUUAUCUUCGGAGUUCUUGUUUUAAAAACACGUGAAAUCUGUAAAUCCGAUUGACAAUUAUAAUUGCUUCGCUGAUGUAUUACCUAGCCCUCCCUCUCAUCUCCAUCGAUCGUUUCGAAAACUGACAAAUAAAUUUGAUCGUUACAAAUGGAGACAAACGCAAUUAAUAACCAGGGAAUCUUUCGUCUCGCGCGAGCCUACGUUGAAAUUCAUGUUAGCGUUCGGGGAGGAGAGGUUAAAAGUGGUUCCUGAUGAAUAACGUCAACCAGUGUGACGAGCGUUAACAAGUUAUUAUCGACUUUCGAAUGACUUCUUCGAUAGGUACGCGAACGAAAAAUCAAUUAGUCCCAGGUGGGAUGUGGGGCACGUGCCCCGUGUGUGAUAGAUCGUUGUUCCUGGUUUCGGUGUCCACAAUCUAUUUCUCGUGAAAAGGAAUCGAACUCCCGGGAACCAUAUGGUGUGGCAGAGGCGCAUGACGCGAUUCGGUGAACGUGGAACACCGAAUUCGUACCUUUCGUUCAUUAAGUGCAGUUUUUCAUUUAAUAAUUCUCAUUCGAAGAAUAAGAAAUUCUUCUUCAUUAUUUCUAAUGCUUGUAAAAUCAUUUUUCAUCUAAAACUUGGAUCAUCCUAUUCUUGCAGUAUAGAAUUUAAAUUAAUAGAUACCAUUUCCUAGGGAUUGUAAACAAUGUUCAUUCCAACAGAAUAUUCCAUUUGCUAUCGUUAUUACUCCUAAUUGUAAGUGUCGUGUGCACCUAAUGCACAUAAUUGCAGUGGACGUUUAUUCAUGUUACAUAUAUAAUUUCAAUAUACCUAUACAAUUAUUAUAUACACAGUCGUAUCAUUUUUAGAAAAAUAUUUAUCAUCAGCUAAGAGAAAAUUACAAGAUCAAGAAAAUUCUAAUAAACUUCAUGCUUCAAUAGCCACUAAUGAUUUCAGCUUUGAUAAAGUUUUCUGGUUGGAUCGGUCGAGUAACAAACACAAUUUCUGUUGGCUCAAUUGCAAUGAAUAAUUAGUCGCCGAAGAAGUUGAUACAGAUGUCUGCGUUGAUUAGGAAUAUCUCGAGGAAAUUACGACUUUUCCGGGUUAACGGACUACGGGUUCCCCGAAGGACUGUGUUUUCACGUCUGAGUGCCCCCGAGACAGUUUCCCCUCCCCGUCACCCUUAGUCGGCGUUCUUUAUCCUGAAAUCUUCUGCACUCGGCGGGGUAACACCUUGCAGUUCCUUUCGUCAUGCGCCCCAGUUGCUCGUUGGCGCAGGGCACGCGCCGUGCCCCCUUCUCAGAGGGCCUAGAUCCCGCUGCAAGAUGGAUAUCUCUAAUUGUCUCAAGGCGAUUCGACCCGUGGCACGGUCGUUGGCGUUCUGCUAAUUUUCUUCCUCCACCGUUUUCACUUUCGUUAAACGCUGGCCAGUUUGUUUAUUUACUUGUUCGCUCUGCGUUCCGAUUUUAGCGGCGAGAAAAAUAUGCGAAGAGAAGGUGAAGAGACUAUGUCAGUUGUUGCA
Messenger RNA from Hylaeus volcanicus, 4393 nucleotides. RefSeq lists its product as uncharacterized. The transcript has 16 exons. Lineage: Eukaryota; Metazoa; Arthropoda; Insecta; Hymenoptera; Colletidae. Gene Ontology annotation, molecular function: odorant binding; olfactory receptor activity. Gene Ontology annotation, biological process: sensory perception of smell; detection of chemical stimulus involved in sensory perception of smell. The record is from RefSeq and is a predicted model, not a curated record. Bases 359 to 2551 code for a protein of 730 amino acids. Gene Ontology annotation, cellular component: plasma membrane.